GAUUACUACUAGGAAAAGGAGCUUAUGCUCCCGCCUUUUUUUGCAAACCAAUCCUUAACAAAUUGUAAUAGAAUUUAACUAUGACUUAUUUUCCAAUUUCUUUUUCUACCAUAAUCAAGUUGAAUUAUUAGAGAUUCUUUUUCCCCAAAUUUUGAGUAGCAAAAGAAAGAAUUAGCAAGAGAUUAAAACAAGAAAGGUAAAAGGAGGGGAAAAAAUGGCUUCAGCAACAGUGGCUGUUGUAACUCCCCUUUCACCCACAAAGAAGAACAGGAUUCAAGUAUCAAAUACCAAAAAACCUCUAUUUUUCUAUGUUAAUCUUGCAAAGAGGUACAUACAACAACACAAUGAGGUUGAGCUUUCAGCAUUGGGCAUGGCUAUCACAACAGUUGUCACCAUUGCUGAAAUAUUAAAGAACAAUGGAUUUGCGUUUCAAAAGAAGGUUUGCACGUCUACCAUUGGAAUGAAAGAUGAAAACAAAGGUCGAACGGUACAGAAAGCAAAGAUUGAAAUAGUGUUGGAAAAGACUGAAAAAUUUGACUCUUUGAUGUCUCCCACGAGUACCAACAACAACGACAAGAAUCAUGACAUCCCAACUCAUGCCACUUCAGAUGAGAAAAAAGAAUCGGAAAAAUAGUCCAAGUACUAAAACUUUCUCAACCAUUGCUCUAGUUUGAACAAUUAUAAGUUACCAUUACUUUUACUGAAGGUAUUAUUAAUUAUAAAAUAAAAUCUAUAUGUUAGGAUAAUAUAUGUGCCAAUUAGGACAAGUAAACCACGUUUUUGGAGAAAAAAAAAAUGGGUUUAUGCAAGCAAUGUCUAUUGGUUGCUUCCUAGUUGAAGCUUAUGUAUUCAAUUUGCUUUUCUUUUUUUUACCUUUCUUAUUCUUAUUUUGGGAAAUUGUACUAGUCACCAAUGAUGACUAAUGAUGGAGAAAUGGUUGAAAUAGGA
Beta vulgaris subsp. vulgaris (sugar beet) is the source of this 948-nucleotide messenger RNA. RefSeq lists its product as hypothetical. Lineage: Eukaryota; Viridiplantae; Streptophyta; Magnoliopsida; Caryophyllales; Amaranthaceae. The record is from RefSeq and is a predicted model, not a curated record. Gene Ontology annotation, cellular component: nucleus. The transcript has 5 exons. The coding region runs from base 215 to 634 and encodes 139 amino acids. Gene Ontology annotation, molecular function: RNA binding.